AUGGCCCUCGUUCCCGGGCCCGGAGUACCGUGGUCAACUUGUCGAUUGUGGAAUCGCAACGAUGCCGAGGGACGCACCUUUCUUCACGGCGUCCUCUGCAUAGACUCCCUCUUACUCGGAAAUCCAGAAGAUUCAGGCUUGGUCGUGGCGACCGGUAGCCAUGGCGGUGUAAUCGCGGCCGGAAUGACGAGUUCAUUUAGGCCACGCCUCGCUUUCUUCAAUGAUGCCGGGUUCGGCGCUGAUCGUGCGGGUGUAGCCUGCCUUCCUAUUCUCGAUUCCGAAGGCAUUGCCGCCGCUACGGUUGCCGCAGACUCGGCGUGUAUUGGUGACGCGUUAGAAGAGCCAGCCGUUUCGAAGUCCGUCGCACCGUCGCCGUCGCCUGCACAAGAAGCCAGACCAUCCGGUGAGUGCAGGCAAGACGAUGCGACUCCUGCGCGCCCAGGUCAUCAGACAUGGUCAUGGCGGUUUCACAAGCAUGAUUUUACGAAUGGCCACGGCUACGUUUUCUGA
Trichoderma gamsii is the source of this 510-nucleotide messenger RNA. RefSeq lists its product as hypothetical. NCBI's taxonomy places the organism in Eukaryota, Fungi, Ascomycota, Sordariomycetes, Hypocreales, Hypocreaceae. Bases 1 to 510 code for a protein of 169 amino acids. The transcript has 2 exons. The record is from RefSeq and is a predicted model, not a curated record.